Molecule: messenger RNA, 1918 nt
Organism: Macaca mulatta (Rhesus monkey)
Lineage: Eukaryota; Metazoa; Chordata; Mammalia; Primates; Cercopithecidae
Gene: EXOSC2
Product: exosome component 2
Biological process (GO): nuclear polyadenylation-dependent rRNA catabolic process; CUT catabolic process; exonucleolytic trimming to generate mature 3'-end of 5.8S rRNA from tricistronic rRNA transcript (SSU-rRNA, 5.8S rRNA, LSU-rRNA)
Cellular component (GO): cytoplasmic exosome (RNase complex); nuclear exosome (RNase complex)
Molecular function (GO): RNA binding
Source: RefSeq, a predicted model, not a curated record
AUAUCGCGGCUCCCGGCUGAGCUGCGCCUGCGCAACUCAUUGGCGCCAAGAUGGCGAUGGAGAUGAGGCUUCCAGCGGCUCGCAAGCCUCUUAGCGAGAGACUGGGUCGCGACACUAAGAAACAUCUAGUGGUGCCGGGGGACACAAUCACUACGGACACGGGAUUCAUGCGGGGCCACGGAACGUAUAUGGGAGAAGAGAAGCUCAUUGCAUCUGUUGCUGGCUCUGUGGAGAGAGUAAACAAGUUGAUCUGUGUGAAAGCUUUGAAAACCAGAUACAUUGGUGAAGUAGGAGACAUUGUAGUGGGAAGAAUCACAGAGGUUCAACAGAAGAGGUGGAAGGUGGAGACCAACUCCAGGCUGGAUUCGGUCUUGCUGCUCUCGUCCAUGAACCUUCCUGGAGGAGAGCUGAGGAGAAGAUCUGCAGAAGAUGAGCUUGCAAUGAGAGGUUUCUUACAGGAAGGGGACCUCAUCAGUGCUGAGGUCCAGGCAGUGUUCUCUGAUGGAGCUGUCUCUCUGCACACGAGGAGCCUGAAAUAUGGAAAACUAGGUCAGGGGGUUUUGGUCCAGGUUUCCCCCUCCCUGGUGAAACGGCAGAAGACCCACUUCCAUGAUUUGCCAUGUGGUGCCUCAGUGAUUCUCGGUAACAACGGCUUCAUCUGGAUUUACCCAACACCUGAGCACAAAGAAGAGGAAGCAGGGGGCUUCAUUGCAAACCUGGAGCCUGUCUCUCUUGCUGAUCGAGAGGUGAUAUCCCGGCUUCGGAACUGUGUCAUCUCGCUGGUAACUCAGAGGAUGAUGCUGUAUGAUACCAGCAUCCUCUACUGCUAUGAAGCAUCCCUUCCACAUCAGAUCAAAGACAUCUUAAAGCCAGAAAUAAUGGAGGAGAUUGUGAUGGAAACACGCCAGAGGCUUUUAGAACAGGAGGGAUAAGGAGGUGCUCCAGAAGGACAGGACUGUGGACCUUGCAGGAGUGAAGACUGUGAUGUGUGGUCCCCAUAUGUGGCUCAGCGAAGACUCGAGAGGUCAUUACUUUGUCUGCAUUGACAGCCCUGUGACUGCCUCCAGCCUACAGGCCUGCUUUCUCCUGUCCUAACACCAAGCCUGAGUGGCAGAUGAACAGUGCUCCCUUGGGUUGCCGGCUGAGUCCCAGCAUUAGGGAAUAGUUUCAGGUCUUUCAAAGUGCAUGGUGUUCCAGUCGAAUGGCCUCCCAUCCUGGAAUAAUAUGGAGAAUCCUUUGUCUUCCACUCACUGUCAUUCACAAGGCACAGUGCCCCCAUGAAAUUGCCCCAGUAGAAAACAUGGCAUCCCUGACCCCCAAAUGGUCUGUUUUGGCCUCCAUUCCUAUAUCCUUUAAAUGACUGAGAAUGCAGCUGGUAAAGUUGGAAGAAUAGUUAACCAAGCAGGCCAGACACGGUGGCUCAUGCCUGUAAUCCCAGCACUUUGGGAAGCCGAGGUGGGCAGAUCACCUGAGGUCGGGAGUUCGAGACCAGCCUGGCCAACAUGGUGAACCCCAUCUCUACUAAAAGUACAAAAAAUUAGCCAGGUGUGGUGCGCACCUGUAGUCCUUAGCUACUCGGGAGGCUGAGGCAGGAGAAUCGCUUGAACCUGGGAGGCAGAGGUUGCAGUGAGCUGAAAUCUCGUACCGCAGUCUAGCCUGGGUGACAGAGCGAGACUCUGUUUAAAAAAAAAAAAACACAAAACCAAGCAGACUUUUGCUUGGUUGGAAUCUGAUUUUCUGUUGCAUAUUCCUUAUAGCCAUAGAUGCGAUUAUGUCCAUACCAGGCUGCCUUAAUCUGUCCUGCUUGGAGGGUGACUUGUAAGAUGCUGAAUUAUUCAUAAUAGGGUGAAUGUUCUGGGUCCAUGUACUCUGAGAAACAUGAAAAUAAACUAAGAAAAAUGGAGACUGGAAAAGCAAA